GGAUCUCUUGUCAUAGAUCGUUAAAACAGAGAGUAGUGUUUAAGAUUUUUUUAGUCAGCUCGAGGCUCUUAAUGCGAAAGUGGUGAAAGUUUCGAGAUACGCGUAGCUUUGUGCAGCGACAGAAACUGAACAUAUCGAAGUAAAGUUACAAUAGAAACACGUGGACAUAAUGCUUGAAAGGGCGAUGAAAGAACACCUCAAAUUUGAUGUAGUACAAAAUGCUAUGGGUGUGAUGGGCCCAUGGCACAUUGUAAUAGCCAUAGCACUUUCCCUUGUAAAAUUUCCAGUCGCUUGGCAUCAACUUUCAAUUAUAUUUCUCGCACCUCCAACUAAUUUUUCAUGUGCCGCACCAAUGUCUGCGACAAAUGAAUCUACGAUAAUGAAGUGCUAUAUAAAUGUAGGAAAUGACACUAUGGAGAAGUGCACAAGAUAUAAGUAUGACAAACGCAUAUUUAAAGAAAGUAUUAUAACUCAAUGGGACUUGGUCUGUGAUAGGGAACAACUAGCAAAUCUUGCACAGUCUUGUACAAUGUUUGGAGUUCUUGUUGGCAAUUUAGUGUUCAGUAUAAUGGCUGAUCGAAUUGGUAGGAAAAAACCUUUAAUGAUCGCAAUAGCAUUACAGUCGUUAACCGGAUUUAUGAGUGCAUUUGUUCCAUGGUAUGAAUUAUUUUUACUAUUUAAAUUCAUUACUGCUGUAGCUACAGGUGGUACCAUGCUUGUUAGCUUUGUUUUGCUUAUGGAGAUUGUAGGCACAGAAUGGCGUUCAAUUAUGUCAGUUCUAUUUCAUGUGCCAUUUUUAUUAGGCCAUUUAAUGAACCCUUUAAUUUCGUACUUGACGCGUACGUGGGAUAGUUUUCAGAUGGCAGUUUCUAUACCAUCAAUUUUUCUAUUGUCUUAUUAUUGGAUUAUACCUGAAUCACCAAGGUGGUUACUUGCUGUUGGCAAAUUAUUAAAAGCAGAGAAAAUCUUAAUUAAAGCAGCUGGUAGAAAUAAGAUACCAAUCGAAAAUGUUAAAGCAGCAAUUGAAACAUAUACAAAUAAUGCGAGUGUUCGCCGUACGAAAAAUGAAGAGAAAUAUAAUAUUACACAUUUGUUUAGGACAACUAAUUUAAGAAGGAAAACCAUCUGUAUAUGCAUUAAUUGGUUUGUCUGUGGUAGCUGCUUUUUUGGAUUAGCACAAUAUAUGGGUUACCUAGAUGGCAAUAUUUUUGUAAAUGUUGCUAUAUCAGCUGCAGCUGAACUGCCUGGAACUGUAAUAGUUUUAUGUUUGAUAUCUCGUGUAUCUCGUCUAAGGAUAUUAAUAUGUGGUAAUAUGUUAUCAGGCUUGAGCUUGCUCUUAUUAACUGUGAUAUCAAAUUCAACUUGGACAGUUUCUUUAGCUACAGUAGGUCUUGCGGGAAUGUCAAUUAGUUUUCCAACAGUAUAUCUAUACAGUAGUGAGGCAUUUCCAACUGUAGUUAGAAAUAUUGGAAUUGGUCUAGGAAGUAUUUGUGCAAGAAUUGGGAGCAUGAUUGCACCUUACAUUGCAACUAUGGGAAAAAUUAGACCUUGGUUACCUCCAGUAAUAUUUGGAGUUGGACCACUACUUGGUGCUGCAUUGUGUUUACUGCUACCAGAAACAAUGAACUGCAAAUUACCUGAUACUAUCGAAGAUGGUGAAAAUUUUGGAAAAAAGCAAACUGGAGGAAGUAUAAGAAAGUAACGAAUCCGUUUAAAGGAAAGACGAAAAAUUAUGACACUAAAGUUGAUCUUACCAAAGGUAAACAAAAAAUGAAUUUAAUAUUUCAUUGGUGAUUCACACUACAUAAAAAUGUAUAAAAAUUUUUUUAUUCAUUUCUUAAUCAGUAAUCUCUAAAAAAGUAUUGUAUUGUGAUAAGAAUAUUUUGUGAAUAUGAAAGACUAAAUUUAUUGAAAAAUUAAAUCUGAAGUAUCAAACUUAGCACAGGAUAAUUGUAUACAUAUGUAAUGAUAUACUUUACAAUGUAUGAAGUCUGUAUUUAUAAUUAUUAUUAAUAUAUACAUCUAUUUUUUCAUUC
Molecule: messenger RNA, 2036 nt
Organism: Hylaeus volcanicus
Lineage: Eukaryota; Metazoa; Arthropoda; Insecta; Hymenoptera; Colletidae
Product: organic cation transporter protein-like
Exons: 9
Coding region: 170-1702 (510 amino acids)
Biological process (GO): transmembrane transport
Cellular component (GO): membrane
Molecular function (GO): transmembrane transporter activity
Source: RefSeq, a predicted model, not a curated record